Prorocentrum cordatum is the source of this 684-nucleotide messenger RNA. NCBI's taxonomy places the organism in Eukaryota, Dinophyceae, Prorocentrales, Prorocentraceae. The record is from the annotation of a GenBank genome assembly.
AUGCAGCUCGUGAAGAAGCUCACCGCCACUGGGCGCCUUCAAGAUUGGCACGGCAUGGUCUGCCCAUGGUGCGCGGGCGGGCACAUCACUGGGAACAACCACAAGCUCAUAGAGUCCACGUACGCCCGCCUCGGCGGCGCCAGGGUGCGAUACGUUCAGCAGAUGGAGAAGACGAUUAAGUCUGGCGCCGUCGACGAGUGGCCAGACGUGGAGGCGGAAGAGGCGGAUUUGGGUAAAGAAAACGAUGUGGCAGUUUCUGACAAGGACAAGCCAGUGAGGCGCGAUUGGAAACCCAUUGCUCAGCGGCACCCCGCCAGACGACAUGUGGUACUGCACGCUGACGGGGCGCGCACUUACAAGAUGAAGUUUCCAGGCGUUCUUCACGACAACGUCGUUCACAUGAAGAGGGAAAUUGUGCGACAGGGGGGAACUUUCUGGCUCAAGCCGAAAUUCUCCGAGGUGGUGGAUCACGAGUUGCCGAGCGGUGUUACGCUGCGCACCAAGUCUGGAACGCAGAUUAUUGAUCGCUUCUGGGCUCAUUUGCGGGAGCACCUCCAGUCUCGCACGCGCAGGGUCGGCACGCACGCCACCAGACGCCGCAUUCGGUCGGCGCAGUGGACCUUCUGGAAUAAAGGGCAGGAGUUAUGGUCGCGUACUGGCGACAUGCUGAAGGCGCUUUAUUGA